Hemicordylus capensis (graceful crag lizard) is the source of this 963-nucleotide messenger RNA. Its product is annotated as insulin-like growth factor-binding protein complex acid labile subunit. Gene Ontology annotation, molecular function: protein binding. The transcript has a single exon. The record is from RefSeq and is a predicted model, not a curated record. NCBI's taxonomy places the organism in Eukaryota, Metazoa, Chordata, Lepidosauria, Squamata, Cordylidae. Bases 1 to 963 code for a protein of 320 amino acids.
AUGUUUGUGAACUGCUCAGGAGCUCAUGUGAGCUCCAGCCUAAUUUUCCCUCCUGAGACAGAACACUUGGAUCUGUCAAAGAGUAACUUGUAUUCCAUUCCAAGCAAAGGCCUAAGAUCACUGUGGAAGUUAGAGGUUCUCCUCUUGAGCGGCAACUACAUCAGCAAAGUUGAAGAGAAAGCCUUCAUCUCCUUGGGGAGACUUCAUAAGCUUGAUAUUUGUAGAAAUGAGAUCUCAUUUCUUGGCAGAAGUUUUUCAGUGGGGCUCACUUCUCUCCACGAACUCACUUUAGCUUACAACAGGUUACAGGAACUGCAGUACAAAAGCUUCCAGCACUUUGAAAAUCUUCAGAAGCUCAAUCUGCAAAAUAAUAAUAUUUCCUCUAUAGAAAUAGGUGCUUUUCGCAGUCUCACCCACUUGAGGCAACUUUGUCUCCAGAAUAAUCAACUUCAUACCCUUCACAGUGGUGUCUUUUCUAUGCUGCAACACUUAGAGGUUUUGAAUUUGGAAGGCAAUAUGAUCAAAACCAUUGCUCCUGGAGUCUUUAUUGCCUUAAGCAGCCUCACAAUACUUAACCUUGUCCAAAAUGAAAUUGAACAUGUUCGGUUCAAAACAUUAUUGUCUCUCCAGACACCUGGAACUCACAUCUUACUCUCAGACAAUCCUUGGUUCUGCGACUGUGACCUUCAGAGAGUUUUUGCAAAGCUGCACAGUGUCAGGAGGCUGAUAUUGGAUGACUACCAGAAUGUAACAUGCAUGGAACCACAUAUCCUAAGAAGUCUUCCUUUGUCAUCUGUGGACACCCAGUUGUGCAUUGCUGAGACAGUGACAGUUCUUGUCAUAACUUUUACAGUCUUUGUGACUGUGGUGGCUGCCAUUGUAAUGGCUGAGAGGAACAGAAAGAAAAGGACAGGCAAGCACUGGAGUGAAGACAGUGAGAUCUCUUAUGAAUCACAUAACUAA